UGUAUUUAAUAUGUUUGUUAGUAAAUGUUAAUUAAAUAGAAAUGAAUGUGGAAUGUAUAUGAGGAAAUCAAAAAAGAAAAAAGAAUAAUGUACAAAGUAAAGAGGAAAUAAAUUUCAUCGAAUUUGUAAAGAUUAAUAAAAUUCAUUGACAAUGAAGAAAUAUCUGUUUUGGUUUGCUCAUGAACACAUUAAUUUUCGAUUACCUGAAAUGGAAUCUAUUUUUUAUAUGUUCGAUAUAAAAUUACCUUCAAUUUCUAAUAGAGACCAACCAUAUUGGAUAGUCGAUAUAUCAUCUGAAAAAAUUGUACAUAAAAUAGCUAGUAGGGCAGUAUCUCUUCGAUUUUGUCUUGAACUUUGGGCAAAUGGAAAGAAUAAUGAAGAAUUGCACAAUAAUUUAAAAACUUAUCCCAUAGAACAAAUUAAAUUGUACGCGGAUAAAGAGAAAUCGUUUAAAAUUAUUGUGGAAACAUUUUGUAAACAUUUUUCGCAGGGUGAAAAGAUACAGAAAAUUGAAUCUUUCAGUUAUUUACCAUUACAAGGACCUGUUAAAUUGAAGAAUCCAGAUACCACCUUAUAUUACAUAGAAUUUUAUGGCUUAGAUCCCAAUGAAAUUCCAGAUAAACCUUAUGAAUUAUUUUUUGGCAGAUGGAUCGCAGACGGACAAAGAGAUUUGAUACAAAAAUUUUCUUUAAAAAGGAGAAAAUUUAUAGGUAAUACUUCGAUGGAUCCUCAAUUAUCAUUGAUCAUGGCAAAUCAAGCCCAGAUUAAAACAGGAGAUAUCGUUCUUGAUCCAUUCGUUGGUACUGGUUCUUUAUUAGUUGCCGCUUCUCAUUUUGGGGGUUAUACAUUAGGAACAGAUAUAGAUUUUCUUAUGCUUCAUGGACGUACGAGACCUACUCGUAUAAAACAAAAAAUUAGGGAAAAGGAUGAAAAUGUGGCUGCAAAUAUGGAACAAUAUGGGAGAAGUUCUUAUUAUAUUGACGUUAUAAUAUCAGAUUUUUCUUAUCCUUUAUGGAAAUCAGAUAUGUUUAUAGAUGCUAUUAUUACCGAUCCACCUUAUGGUAUAAGAGAAUCAACUGAACGUAUAGGAACAAUGAAAGCAAAUCCUGUGAUUGAAGAACAUCAAGUAUCAACACAUAUUCCUUCAAAAGUUGAAUACGGUUUACCACAAAUAUAUAAAGAUUUAUUAAACUUUGCAGCGAAACACUUGAAGAUUACUGGUAGAUUAGUAUGCUGGUAUCCAAUAUUUAGAGAUCAAUAUUCCUCAGAUCAGUUACCUAUACAUCCUUGUUUACGAUUAAUAGCCAAUUCAGAGCAGGUUCUUAGUAAUUAUACAAGUCGUAUAUUAUUAACUUAUGAAAAAGUAAAAGAACCACAGGAGACCGAUGACAUAAAUUCUAUAUGUUUAACCGAUUUCCGAGAAAAGUAUUUUGCAUUAAGAGAAGAAACGCGGAAAGAAAGAAGAAUGAAAAAGGCUACAGAAAGAGCAAAGAAAAAAGAAGAUUGGGAAAAAAGUAAUGGAGAAAGUAUGGAAAGAUGACCAGACAAUGAUUUUUUAUCUAAUAGAUUUUUCAGCUGAUAUUUUAUAGCAUCUAUGUUGUUAUUAUCAACAUAGUUUAAUUAUUUUAAUUGAAAAGGAUAAAAUAUAUUUGUGUACUAUA
Messenger RNA from Vespa crabro (European hornet), 1661 nucleotides. RefSeq names its product tRNA (guanine(10)-N2)-methyltransferase homolog. Gene Ontology annotation, cellular component: cytoplasm. Gene Ontology annotation, molecular function: nucleic acid binding. Gene Ontology annotation, biological process: methylation. NCBI's taxonomy places the organism in Eukaryota, Metazoa, Arthropoda, Insecta, Hymenoptera, Vespidae. The coding region runs from base 152 to 1540 and encodes 462 amino acids. The transcript has 9 exons. The record is from RefSeq and is a predicted model, not a curated record.